Molecule: messenger RNA, 2594 nt
Organism: Sturnus vulgaris (Common starling)
Lineage: Eukaryota; Metazoa; Chordata; Aves; Passeriformes; Sturnidae
Gene: FRK
Product: fyn related Src family tyrosine kinase
Biological process (GO): protein phosphorylation
Molecular function (GO): protein binding; ATP binding; protein tyrosine kinase activity
Source: RefSeq, a predicted model, not a curated record
CCCAAGCAGAAGGAAUUGAAAAGCCUCUCUUAUUUACAUGUUCUGGCUUUAUUGUUUUGCUGUAAUAGAAGAGGCUCCACACUUUGCUGUUCUCAGAGCUCAGCCCAGCGCAGCUGUUGUGUUGCUUUCCUUUUCUGAAGAGGAAGUGAAAAAUUCCCUCCACACGUCUGCUGGCACUUGAAUGCUUAGGUUUCACUCCCUAAUUGGGAGCCGUCUGUAAUGAGCUCUCCGUGGGACCCAGAGAGGAGCUUCCAGCUGUGCCAGGAGUUGUUGCAUUUUGCGCCAAAGGAGAAAGGGAAGCAGAAAUCCACAAAAAGCUAAGAUGUGGAUGGUGCAAAAAUUGGUCUAAGGGUCUUUCAACCAGGAAAAGCAGAAGAAAAGCAGAAGCAGAGGAAGCAACAAAGAACCAGGAUGGGAAACUUCUGCCAGAAGUACUGUUCCUGUUUGAAGCCUUACCUUCCCUGCUUAUUCUUUAGGAGAAACGGUGAGGAGGAUGAUAAAGGAGGCCAGGUCUUUGCCAACCUUGCUGCGGUAAAACCUGACCUCCAAGCAGGACAGAAGGACAUAGACAGUGUUAUAAAAGAGAAACCUUUACCUCCACUGCCUGGCCAGCAUCUAGCAAACAUUUGCAACUUUGUGGCACUCUUCGACUAUGAGGCUCGCACUGAGGACGACUUGAGCUUCCGAGCUGGGGACAGGCUGGAAGUGCUGAGUGCAUCCAAUGAGGGGUGGUGGUACGCCAAGCUCCUCCUGCCAGAGGGGUCAGUCUGUCCUGGCCGCAAGCUCACGGGCUACAUCCCUGCCAACUACAUAGCUGCUGACCAGAGCAUCGAAGCUGAGCCAUGGUUCUUUGGCUCAACCAAACGAGCAGAUGCCGAGAGACAACUGUUUUACCCUGGAAACCAGGAAGGAGCCUUCCUAAUCCGAGAAAGUGAAAGUCUGAAAGGCGAAUACUCACUCUCAGUUUUUGAUGGUACAUCUGUGAAGCACUACAGGAUCAGAAAGAAGGAUGGAAACUUUCUCCUAACCGAAAGGAAAACUUUCAAAACUCUGAAUGAGUUGGUUGACUAUUAUAGCAAGAACAGGGAUGGCCUCUGCGUGUUGCUCAGACAGCCAUGCCUAAAGACACAAACUCCUGCUACUUUUGAUUUGUCUUACAAAACUGUUGAUCAGUGGGAGAUAGACCGACGAUCUCUGAAAUUGGUGAAAAAAUUAGGAUGUGGUCAGUUUGGUGAAGUAUGGGAAGGACGGUGGAAUAAUACCACCCCCGUGGCAAUCAAAACAUUAAAACCAGGUUCAAUGGAUCCAAAAGACUUUCUGAGGGAAGCACAAAUAAUGAAGAACUUGAGACAUCCAAAGCUUAUACAGCUUUAUGCUGUCUGCACUUUGGAGGACCCAAUUUAUAUUAUUACGGAGCUGAUGAGACACGGAAGUCUUCUAGAAUACCUUAAAAAAGAUGGAGGCUCUAAAAUCUCCCUGACACAUCAGGUAGACAUGGCUGCUCAGGUGGCUUCUGGGAUGGCAUAUCUUGAAUCUCAGAACUAUAUCCAUCGGGAUCUGGCAGCCAGGAAUGUUCUUGUUGGUGAACACAAUGUUUACAAAGUGGCAGACUUCGGACUUGCAAGAGUUUUUAAGGUAGAAAAUGAAGAAGUAUAUGAAUCUAGGGCUGAAACAAAACUCCCAGUGAAAUGGACAGCCCCAGAAGCAAUUCGCUACAACAGAUUCAGCAUCAAAUCAGAUGUCUGGUCAUUUGGGAUUCUUCUGUUUGAAAUAAUCACCUAUGGGCAGAUGCCUUAUCAUGGAAUGCCAGGAUACCAGGUGAUCCAGCUGCUGGACAAUGGGUACAGGCUUCCUCAGCCGGAGCGGUGUCCAGAGCCACUCUACCAGAUGAUGCUGCAGUGCUGGAGCACAGAGGCUGAUGCACGACCCACCUUUGAGGCCCUCAGAGAGCAGCUGGAGACUCUGACAUCAAUCUCUAUUUCUUUGCCUCAGCCCUGGCAAUGGAAUAUGAACCCUCAGGAUGCUCCUAAAGGACAUGUCCUAGCCAACAUGGCUAAUGGAGACUUUGGAGUUAGCCUAACCCCAGCUGUGGGGGUCACUUUGGAUGCUGAAGAAUCCUGGUACACUUCAUCCCCUCCUGCGAUCCUCAAAAACUCUUAAAUUUUUUGCUGCCGGCAAGUGCUUUGCAAGAUAAAGCAUCAGGAAUCUGGAGGAUGGAUGUUUCAAAAAAAUAGUCUUCUAUUUAUUUUAAAAUGACAUGUUGAAAGAACAAACAAAUGAAAUGAUGUAGCUAAGUAACUAUUGUAGUGUUUCGUCAUUUCUUUAUUGGAAUAAUUACUUACUGUUAGAUUUUUUCCUUCCUGUCAGUUUGUUCUGGUGAAGGAAUGUGAUGGCUCUACACAGCAGGAUCUGUGCUCCCAGAGUCCUUUCAUUGUAAAAAUAAUAAAAAAAAUCCUGUGACUGUAAUGGCUCUGAUUUGGCAGAAUCCAAAUUAAUUGCCUUGCUUAGAAUUGAAGUACAUGUGCUUUUGCUAUAUGUGAAAAUAAACAGAUAUUCAUGGGAGAAAAAUAAUUAUUUUUGUUUUGUGGAUGCAC